Linderina pennispora is the source of this 2146-nucleotide messenger RNA. RefSeq lists its product as uncharacterized. The record is from RefSeq and is a predicted model, not a curated record. Bases 450 to 2102 code for a protein of 550 amino acids. The transcript has a single exon. Lineage: Eukaryota; Fungi; Kickxellomycota; Kickxellomycetes; Kickxellales; Kickxellaceae.
CAAGAUCCGGGCAUCGCGGCUCCAUCGCCGUCAGAGCAGCGAUAUGUCUGAUCUGACUGGAGCGCAAGACCUGCUUGGGAUUGACAGCGACAGCGAGCUGGAAAAGGAGUACAUGCAAGGAUGGGCUGCUCAGGCCAUGCAGCGACCCCCAACCGCCGAACAUACACCGAUGCAUGGCACCUCUUGGAGCGAUACCGACGACGACGGCCUUGGCUCUGCUGAUCAGUUGCGGCAAUCGGCCAGGCGGGGCGUGUACCGCGUAAACGACCAGACGUGGAACCGGGCUCUUUCGAUGAUUGGGGUCUCGCAGCCAGAGUCGCUUGAGAGUUCCAGCUCAGAAACCGAAAGCAUUGGCUACAGCGGCCGUGGCAGCAGCACUGUUGCCGAAAACCGCUCGGCUUGCAUGAUGGGCGUGACCACAGGCAAUCUCCCAUCUCAGUACCGACGGGAUGUUUAGCCCCAGGAUCAUGUUUGAGCGCAAGCGCCGUGCAGACAAGAUCCGCGAGUUCUUUGGGAGGGCGGGUAGUGACAGCUAUGCCGAGUCCGGCAGCAAGAGCACUGCUCAAUCGCUUGCCACUGCAUCUCCAAGCCUCGGAUCAACUACUGGCAAGCCAUCGGUCGACCAGGGCCUUUCCAGCGAGCAGCGCAAUCUGCUGGUCAGACGGCGUCGCAAGCUGAAAGCCAUGCUGGGCGAUCAUGUGGAGGACAGCGUCAUUACCACCGCAUCUAUGAUUACACCUGCUGCAGCGACAAUCGAUAGCAGCGGCGAUGAGUCAGCACCACCUGUGUCGGAGAGGAGCUUGCGUGUAGCCAGCCCUGCAACCGCCUUGCCUACGCCAGAAGCGUCGGCCCCGUCAUCGAUUGGGUCAGAGAACGUAGACUUUGAGCUGCGCGAUGCACAGAUCCGCCAGUUCACAAAGAUCCGCGAGGUGCUAGGCGAGGCUGCUCCUCAGCCCCUGCUAUACAGCAUCAAGACAAAGCGCGGGCACUCUAUCUGUAUGCACGAGUCGCUGGUGCAGUCAUCGGAUGUUGUAAAUGCUGAAGCACCCGUGUCCCAUCGCAUGCGCAGCCGCAUUCGCUGGCAGCGCAAUAAGCUUAUGCGCGUAUUGGGAGACGUGCCAUCAUCAUUCACUUCAUCAUAUGCUACCAAUGCACCUGACAACGACGAUCUGAGCGGAGUUUCAGAGUCAGAGGUCGAGGACGCAGUAAAGAAGUCGACGCGGCAGCAACGGACGCGUGCCAAGAAGCUGCGCCAGUUUUUUGGCCAGAGCCUAGCGCCGGAUGCUGUCAUGCUCCAAAAUUUUACUAGGGCCAACCGACAUCUAGAGUCUUUAGCAGAAGAUGCCGAGGGCGACGCGGCAGCCGACGAGUCGUAUGCAUCUGCUCCGCUACGAAGUCCAGACACCAGUGUAUCGCCACCGCCUAUGCUAGUCGAUAGUCCACAGCAGCAACAGCAGCACCACAUAUCUGCUCCAACUGGUAGUAGUAGUGGUCAGUGGCUCAGCAACGGUGCAGACAAAACAUCACAUGUACCGUCUGAUCUUGGGGGUUCCGGCAGCACUAGUUUUGAUGGAGUCAAGCCUGAUACAGGCGGUUUCGCCCAUGAGCCAGCCCACCAGCUUCCACCACCUUUGCCGCCGCAGUUUCCGCAGAUUCUCCCUGAUCUUGUUGGAACCCCCGAGAGCGGAGAGUCAUUUCCGCGCCCGAUCCGAGCUCAGUUUUGGAUGACAUCCAGCCCCGAGUCCCAAGCAAGCACGGUUGCGUCACAGGAGAAGGCAAAGCGCCGUACCAGCCUGAUGUCACAUCUGAGGGCCCGUAAGGCGUCGAUUAUCGGCUCGAUUAUGCGCGCAACGCCGUCAGCCAGCUCGCUACAUCAUGGUCUCGGUCGGGACACACCCACCAGCACAUUGCGUCUGCGCGCUUCAACGCAUAGUUCCACCGACUCAUUCGAUCUGCCACGAAACAAGCGCCAUUCCAGCCUCUCGCUUCCGCCCUCGGCAAUAGGCGCCACGAGCCGGCUGAACUUUCUGUCCCGCAAACUGGGCAGGGUGCCAGUCUCGCCAGGCGCAUGCUCGGCAAGGAUCGCCAGCGUCUACGUCUAGUAGCUUCACGCCUAUGCUGAAUGAGGCAAGGCUCUGGAUUCAGC